CAUGUGCAAUGAGUUCUCACAGAUAUUUCAACUGUGUCAGUUUGUGAUGGAAAAUUCUCAAAAUGCUCCACUUGUACAUGCAACCUUAGAAACACUGCUGAGGUUUCUGAACUGGAUUCCCCUGGGAUAUAUUUUUGAGACAAAGUUAAUCAGCACAUUAAUUUAUAAGUUCCUGAAUGUUCCAAUGUUUCGAAAUGUCUCUCUAAAGUGCCUCACUGAGAUUGCAGGUGUGAGUGUAAGCCAAUAUGAAGAACAAUUUGUAACACUAUUUACACUGACAAUGAUGCAGCUAAAACAGAUGCUUCCUUUAAAUACUAACAUUCGACUUGCGUACUCAAAUGGAAAAGAUGAUGAACAGAACUUUAUUCAAAAUCUCAGUUUAUUUCUCUGCACCUUUCUUAAGGAACAUGGUCAACUUAUAGAAAAAAGACUAAAUCUCAGGGAAACGCUCAUGGAGGCCCUUCAUUAUAUGUUGUUGGUAUCUGAAGUGGAAGAAACUGAAAUCUUUAAGAUUUGUCUUGAGUACUGGAAUCAUUUGGCAGCUGAACUCUACAGAGAGAGCCCAUUUUCUACAUCUGCUUCUCCAUUGCUAUCUGGAAGUCAACAUUUUGAUGUCCCUCCCAGGAGACAGCUAUAUUUGCCUGUAUUAUCAAAGGUCCGUUUGUUGAUGGUUAGUCGAAUGGCUAAACCAGAGGAAGUACUGGUUGUAGAAAAUGAUCAGGGAGAAGUUGUUCGAGAAUUCAUGAAGGAUACAGAUUCCAUAAAUUUGUAUAAGAAUAUGAGAGAAACAUUAGUUUAUCUUACUCAUCUGGAUUAUAUAGAUACAGAAAGAAUAAUGACUGAGAAACUUCACAAUCAGGUGAAUGGUACAGAAUGGUCAUGGAAAAAUUUGAAUACAUUGUGUUGGGCAAUAGGCUCCAUUAGUGGAGCAAUGCAUGAGGAGGAUGAAAAACGAUUUCUGGUUACUGUUAUAAAGGAUCUAUUAGGAUUAUGUGAACAGAAAAGAGGAAAAGAUAAUAAAGCCAUUAUUGCAUCAAAUAUCAUGUACAUAGUAGGUCAAUAUCCAAGAUUUUUGAGAGCUCACUGGAAAUUUCUGAAGACAGUAGUUAAUAAGCUGUUUGAAUUCAUGCAUGAGACCCAUGAUGGAGUCCAGGACAUGGCUUGUGAUACUUUCAUUAAAAUAGCUCAAAAAUGUCGUAGGCAUUUUGUUCAGGUUCAAGUGGGAGAAGUAAUGCCCUUUAUUGAUGAAAUUUUAAACAACAUCAACACUAUUAUUUGUGAUCUUCAGCCACAGCAGGUUCAUACAUUUUAUGAAGCCGUUGGAUACAUGAUUGGUGCUCAAACAGACCAAACAGUCCAAGAGCAUUUGAUAGAAAAAUACAUGCUACUCCCUAAUCAAGUGUGGGAUAGUAUAAUCCAGCAGGCAACCAAAAAUGUGGAUAUACUAAAAGAUCCUGAAACAGUCAAGCAGCUUGGUAGUAUAUUAAAAACAAAUGUGAGAGCCUGCAAAGCUGUUGGGCAUCCCUUUGUAAUUCAGCUUGGAAGAAUUUAUUUAGAUAUGCUUAAUGUAUACAAGUGCCUCAGUGAAAAUAUUUCUGCAGCUAUCCAAGCUAAUGGUGAAAUGGUUACAAAGCAACCAUUGAUUAGAAGUAUGCGAACAGUAAAAAGGGAAACUUUAAAAUUAAUAUCAGGUUGGGUGAGCCGGUCCAAUGAUCCACAGAUGGUAGCUGAGAAUUUUGUUCCUCCUCUUUUGGAUGCAGUUCUCAUUGAUUAUCAGAGAAAUGUUCCCGCUGCUAGAGAACCAGAAGUGCUUAGUACUAUGGCAAUUAUUGUCAACAAGUUAGGGGGACAUAUAACAGCUGAAAUACCUCAAAUAUUUGAUGCUGUAUUUGAAUGCACAUUGAAUAUGAUAAAUAAGGAUUUUGAAGAAUAUCCUGAACACAGAACGAACUUUUUCUUACUACUUCAGGCUGUCAAUUCUCACUGUUUCCCAGCAUUCCUAGCUAUUCCACCUGCACAGUUUAAACUUGUUUUGGAUUCCAUUAUUUGGGCCUUCAAACAUACUAUGAGGAAUGUUGCAGAUACAGGCUUACAGAUACUUUACACACUCUUACAAAAUGUUGCACAAGAAGAAGCUGCAGCUCAGAGUUUCUAUCAAACUUACUUCUGUGAUAUUCUUCAGCAUAUCUUUUCUGUCGUGACGGACACCUCUCAUACUGCUGGUUUAACAAUGCAUGCAUCAAUUCUUGCAUAUAUGUUUAAUUUGGUUGAAGAAGGAAAAAUAAGUACACCGCUAAAUCCUGGAAAUCCAGUUAACAACCAAAUGUUUAUUCAGGAAUAUGUGGCAAAUCUCCUUAAGUCUGCAUUCCCUCAUCUACAAGAUGCUCAAGUAAAGCUCUUUGUGACAGGGCUCUUUAGCUUGAAUCAGGAUAUUCCUGCUUUCAAGGAACAUCUACGAGAUUUCUUAGUACAAAUAAAGGAGUUUGCAGGUGAAGACACUUCUGAUCUCUUUUUGGAAGAAAGAGAAACAGCCCUUCGACAGGCUCAGGAAGAGAAGCAUAAACUUCAAAUGUCUGUUCCUGGCAUCCUUAAUCCACAUGAAAUUCCAGAAGAAAUGUGUGAUUAAAAUCUGAAGUCAUGCUGGUUAUUUUACUCUGCGACACUUAUUUCCAAGUUUGCAAAAGAAAACAGCGUCUGGAUAUUUGUCGACCAAAAUGAUGCCAAUUUGUAAAUUAAAAUGUCACCUAGUGGCCCUUUUUCUUAUGUGUUUUUUGUAUAAGAAAUUUUCUGUGAAAUAUCCUUCCAUUGUUUAAGCUUUUUGUUUUGGUCAUCUUAUUUAGUUUGCAUGAAGUUGAAAAUUAAGGCAUUUUUUAAAAACUUUUACUUCAUGCCCAUUUUGUGGCAGGGCUGGGGGGAGAGGCAAAUUCGAUUUGAACAUAUAUACUUGUAAAUUCUAAUGCAAAAUUAUACAAUUUUUCUUGUACACAAUACCAAUUUUAAUUAGGGAGUAUUUUCUUUCUAGCCUGGAUUUCAGUCUAGAAGAAAAGGUAAUGAGUAAAACAAAUUGCGUUGUUAAAAGGAUUAUAGUGCUGCAUUGUCUAAAGUUGGCACAUCUUGGACUGAAUCGUCUGUCUAGACCACAUGUAUUUCAAGUCUGUAUGGCAAGUUUGCAGCAAGAUCAUGUGCAUAUCAUCCCAUUGUAAAGCGACUUCAAAAGAUAUGGGAACACAAGUUAGUUAUUUUUACACAGUUCUUUUUGUUUUUGUGUGUGUGUGCUGUCGCUUGUCGACAACAGCUUUUUGUUUUCCUCAAUGAGGAGUGUUGCUCAUUUGUGAGCCUUCAUUAACUCAAAGUGAAAUGGUUAAAAAUAUUUAUCCUGUUAGAAUAGGCUGCAUCUUUUUAACAACUCAUUAAAAAACAAAACAAAAACUCUGGCUUUUGAGAUGACUUAUACUAAUUUACAUUGUUUACCAAGCUGUAGUGCUUUAAGAACACUACUUAAAAAGCAAAAUAAACUUGGUUUACAUUUA
Molecule: messenger RNA, 3530 nt
Organism: Castor canadensis (American beaver)
Lineage: Eukaryota; Metazoa; Chordata; Mammalia; Rodentia; Castoridae
Source: RefSeq, a predicted model, not a curated record